GGUAAUUCUCUCCUUUUCCCAUCUCUUGGCAGAAUUGAGCAGUGCAUUCCCCAACUCAUUCAGAGAAAGAAGAAAUGAAAAGUUUGCAACUUCUUUCAUUUUUAUUGCUUUCUUAUAUCACCAUCCCAGCAAAUACAUAUGGAGGAAAGAAAAAAGAGGCACUGGAAUCGCAGAGUCAGCACACUAGGACAAAGAAAGAUCACCAAAACUUUGCAACCAAAUUUCGACUCUAUGCAGAUGCAACUAAAGAAGACUGUCGGAUUUUUUAUAACCAGUUGGAGACUCUUGAUAAAUGCAGUUUCAAUGCCUCUCUUCCUCUGGUGAUAAUAGUCCAUGGCUGGUCGGUGGAUGGAAUAUUAGAAAGCUGGAUUUGGAAAAUGGCAGCAGCUCUGAAGUCUCAGCAAAAACAAAUUAAUGUGAUCGUUGCAGACUGGCUUGUGUCUGCUCACCAGCACUACCCCAUUGCUGUACAGAAUACACGCUACAUAGGACAGGAGAUAGCCGACUUCCUGGAAUGGCUGGAGGAAUCCAUUCAGUUUUCCAGAAGUAAUGCUCAUCUAAUUGGGUACAGCCUAGGAGCUCAUGUUUCAGGAUUUGCUGGAAGUUUUAUCAGUGGUACGAACAAGAUUGGAAGAAUUACAGGCCUUGACCCUGCUGGUCCCUUGUUUGAAGGCAUGUCACCAACCGACCGGUUAUCUCCAGAUGAUGCAAACUUCGUAGAUGCGAUUCAUACAUUCACUAAACAGCAUAUGGGUCUCAGUGUUGGCAUCAAGCAGCCUGUGGCUCAUUUUGACUUUUACCCCAAUGGAGGCACCUUUCAACCUGGCUGUCACAUUAUGCAUGUGUAUAAUCACAUUGCAGAAUACGGAAUCACUGGCAUUGCUCAAACUGUGAAAUGUGCUCAUGAGAGGUCAGUUCAUUUGUUCAUCGACUCUCUGCUUCACAAUGACAAGCAGAGCACAGCGUACUGGUGCAAUGACAUCAACACUUUCAACAAGGGAAUGUGUCUCAGCUGUAGAAAGAACCGGUGCAACACACUGGGCUACAACAUCAGGGAGGAACGGCUCCCGAAAAGCAGACGUCUCUUUCUGAAAACAAGAGCUCGUAUGCCUUUCAAAGUCUAUCAUUACCAGUUCAAGAUCCACUUCAUCAAUGAAAUCCCAGGCAAGCAUUUAGAGCCAACUUUUGCCAUGUCUCUGACAGGCACUAAGGAGGAUGCUAAAAACUUGCCCAUCACACUAGCUGAAAGUAUAAAUGGGAAUAAAACCUACUCUAUUCUCAUCACCCUGGACACUGAUAUUGGUGAGGUAAUAAUGAUCAAGUUAAAAUGGGAAGGAACUGCAGUUUGGGAAAAUCUCUGGGACACAGUUCAAACCAUAAUGACAUGGACAAAAGGCACCCGUCAACCAGGCCUUAUAGUGAAGACAAUAAGAGUAAAAGCAGGGGAAACACAGCAAAAAGCGACAUUUUGUUCUCAAAGCAUUGACAACCUUCACCUUUAUCCAGCACAAGAAAAAACAUUUGUGAGAUGUGAAGAUCGCUUUCAGGGGCAAAACAGAAAAUGAGCAAGAACACAAAAAUCAACAACUCACCAAGACAUAUUCAAAAUAAUACACAUCUAGCAAAAUGUUAAAAAAACCCCACAGCUACACUGCAUCUAAAUAUCCUGCUAGUUUCAGAGGUGGUGAAGAAAAUAUACUGAAAAUUUAGAUUUUGUGAUGCAAUAGUAAACUGAAAUAGUGCUUUGUCCAUCUAGAAACCUACUCUCAAAGAGAUCAAUGAGUGAUUUCAAGGCAACUCUCAAUUUUAAAUUGUUUAAAGUUUUAGAGAAACAGCCGCUCACUAGGAAUGAAAGAAUUGCUCUUGGAAAGAAUCAUCUCCAUAAGCUUUGGAAAAUGAUAUUUUGUUCAAUUUAAGGG
Neopsephotus bourkii (Bourke's parrot) is the source of this 1919-nucleotide messenger RNA. It is a transcript of the gene LIPC, whose product is annotated as lipase C, hepatic type. The record is from RefSeq and is a predicted model, not a curated record. Bases 75 to 1565 code for a protein of 496 amino acids. NCBI's taxonomy places the organism in Eukaryota, Metazoa, Chordata, Aves, Psittaciformes, Psittacidae. The transcript is spliced from 9 exons. Gene Ontology annotation, molecular function: apolipoprotein binding; triacylglycerol lipase activity. Gene Ontology annotation, biological process: lipid metabolic process.